AUGGGCGGAGGAAACGCAACAAAUGGAACCAAGGCGCCGAAGCCUGUCUUUCCCGCCGAGGCCGCGUCAAAAGAAUAUGCGGCUUCCCUCGACGCCACUGAUCCCCUCCGAGAGCUGCGAGAUCUGUUUAUUAUCCCUUCCAAGGCAAAUCUGUCUUCGAAGAAGCUAGCUAAGCCAGGCAAGUCCCCGAGAGCAUCGCGCCUUUCUAAUGAGCCAAGCAUUUAUUUCUGUGGCAACUCAUUGGGAAUCCAGCCCAAGGCUGUUUCCAAGUACAUGGAAGCUCAGCUCGAUACCUGGUCAUCUAUUGGUGUCUGUGGGCACUUUACCCGCCUCGAAGACUCGCCUUUGAAGGAAUGGCAACUUCUUUCCGAGCAGGCAUCGGCGUCCAUGUGCAAGGUUGUGGGCGCAAGCCCGCAGGAAGUCGCCGCUAUGGGAACCCUAACUAUGAACCUACACUUCCUGCUCGCGAGUUUCUACAGACCGACAGAGAAGCGACACAAGAUUCUCAUGGACUGGAAGGCAUUCCCUAGCGACCAUUACGCGAUUGAAUCCCAUGUCGCCUGGCACGGCCUCGACGCCAAGGAGAACAUGGUCCUGAUUGGCCCCGAUGAAGACCAGUAUGAGAUCUCGACUGAAAAGAUUCUCUCGUACAUUGACGAACAUGCGGAAGAUGCUGCUGUUAUUCUACUACCCGGUAUCCAAUACUACACAGGCCAGUUAUUUGACAUUCCCCGCAUUACAUCAUACGCCCAGUCUCGGGGCCUGAUCGUGGGCUGGGAUCUGGCACACGCAUAUGGAAAUGUUGAGAUUAAGCUUCACGACUGGAAUGUUGAUUUUGCCGCUUGGUGCACUUACAAAUAUGGCAAUGCCGGGCCCGGAGCAAUGGGCGGUCUUUUCGUGCACGAGCGCCACGGCGAAGUGGAUUACAGCCAGGGAGAGGAUGCGCCCAAGUUCCGACACCGGUUGACCGGCUGGUACGGCGGUGACCGAUCUGUACGAUUUAAGAUGGACAACAAAUUUAAACCUAUUCCCGGCGCUAACGGCUUCGUUAUCUCCAACCCCUCAGUGAUCGAUUUGACAACUCUCUGUGCUUCGCUGUCCGUUUUUGAUCAAACAUCAAUGGCUGACUUGCGUCAGAAAUCGCUUAAGCUUACUGCAUACUUGGAGUUCCUUCUUUUGAAGGAUACCACUGACGAGACUCGUCAAUUUGAUAUUAUCACUCCGUCGGAUCCUCAUGCCCGUGGCGCUCAAUUGAGCGUUUUGCUUAAGCCCGGACUUCUGCACAAGGUAGCUGAACGACUCCAAGAUGCCGGCAUUAUCUGUGAUAAGCGGGAGCCCGACGUUGUUCGUGUUGCACCUGUUCCUCUUUACAACACUUUUUCUGAAGUUUACACUUUUGUGGAAACAUUCAGAGGGGCUUUGAGUGCCUAA
Molecule: messenger RNA, 1431 nt
Organism: Penicillium verhagenii
Lineage: Eukaryota; Fungi; Ascomycota; Eurotiomycetes; Eurotiales; Aspergillaceae
Product: kynureninase
Exons: 4
Coding region: 1-1431 (476 amino acids)
Biological process (GO): NAD+ biosynthetic process
Cellular component (GO): cytoplasm
Molecular function (GO): pyridoxal phosphate binding; kynureninase activity
Source: RefSeq, a predicted model, not a curated record